AUGUCAUCUGCACUAUUGCCUAAGCCACAAAUGCGGCGCCUUUUGGCCAGGCGGAUGAAGCUUCAUCUAUUUGGGGCGUUUUUUGUAUCUGUGGGAUGUGCGGCUUUAUACAAGUUUGGAGUUGCUGAUCCCAGAAAACGCGCUUAUGCAGAGUUCUAUAAAAGCUAUGAUCCCAUGAAGGACUUUGAAGCCAUGAGAGCAGCUGGUGUGCUUGAGUCUGCACCACCCAAAUGAUGAUCCCCUUCAGUCUAAGGAAACUUGAUGACCGAACCUUAUUUGUUCACCGAAUUGUAAAGUGUAAUGCACUUCAGUGCAUGGCACGCUCUAGCGUAACUCAAUAAAUAAAAUACAUGUGUCAGUG
Phaethon lepturus (White-tailed tropicbird) is the source of this 361-nucleotide messenger RNA. RefSeq names its product cytochrome c oxidase subunit 6C. Bases 1 to 234 code for a protein of 77 amino acids. Gene Ontology annotation, biological process: mitochondrial electron transport, cytochrome c to oxygen. Lineage: Eukaryota; Metazoa; Chordata; Aves; Phaethontiformes; Phaethontidae. The record is from RefSeq and is a predicted model, not a curated record. The transcript has 3 exons.